Anolis sagrei ordinatus is the source of this 4528-nucleotide messenger RNA. RefSeq names its product PR/SET domain 13 (gene PRDM13). Gene Ontology annotation, molecular function: protein binding. Gene Ontology annotation, cellular component: nucleus. NCBI's taxonomy places the organism in Eukaryota, Metazoa, Chordata, Lepidosauria, Squamata, Anolidae. Gene Ontology annotation, biological process: regulation of gene expression. The record is from RefSeq and is a predicted model, not a curated record.
CGUCACUUGGCGGGCGGAGAAAAGGCCCGAAAGGCUGGCCCCCUCCCUCCUCCUCCUCCUCCUCGUUGGGUCCCCUCUUGUUGGGUCGCCUCUCCUUCUGUCUCUGCGUCAGAGGAAGGACGGCGCGGCUGGCGGGCCCUUUCCAUCUUUCCUUCCUUCCCCGUCUCUGCUUCCUCCCUUCUCCGUCUCCGAGGGGCAGCGAUGCAAAGCGGGCGCGCCCCUCCGGCCCUGAGCGUCACGGCGGAGAGCAGCCUCCCGGCCGGACUGCGUCUCGGUCCCCUCUCCGGCGCUUUCAAAUUGGGCAAGUACCUGUCCGAUCGCAGGGAGCCCGGACCCAAGAAAAAGGUGCGGAUGGUGCGUGGGGAGCUGGUGGACGAAGCCGGGGAGCCCGCGGCGGAGUGGAUAGGGCUCAUCCGGGCGGCCAGGCACGCGCAGGAGCAGACCUUGGAAGCCGUGGCGGACUUGCCGGGCGGACAGAUUUUCUACCGGGCGCUGCGGGAUGUCCAACCGGGGGAGGAGCUCACCGUGUGGUACUCCAACUCCUUGGCCCAGUGGUUUGACAUGCCCACCACGGCGACUCCCACCCACGACGAGAAAGGCGAGGAGCGCUACAUCUGCUGGUACUGCUGGCGGACCUUCAAGUUCCCCAACAGCCUGAAGGCCCACGUCCACUUCCACUGCGCCCUCCACGGCGGGCGAGGCUUCCUGGGCCCCCCGGAGCCGCCUCGCCCCGCCGAGGUCUUCAGCCUGGCCGCCCUGAAGCCCGGAGCCCCGCCGGCGCCCCUGAGGCCCCCCGUCCCCCCAGUAGGGGCAGGAGGAGGAGGAGGAGGAGGAACAGGAGGAGGCGCAGCAGGCGUCAAGCGAGAGCCCUGCCCGGCCUCGGCCUCGCCCUCCUUCGCCAAGGGGCGCAGCAAGGCGGCCAAGGAGGAGCAGGAGCGCGCCUUGGACAUGAGCCUCGGCUCCGGGAGGCACUUUCUGGGCGGCAACGGCCUGUCUUUCUACCCGGGAGGGGCUCGCUCGGCUUUUAAGCCCGCCGGCUUGGCCAAAGUGUCUCAAGCGGAGGAAGCCAAAAGCCACGGAGGAGGAGGAGGCGGUGGUGGCUUCAGCAAACUCUUGGGCGGCCUCAAGCCGGGAAGGGCGGGCCACGAAGGGCCGCUGGGGCUGGGCGGAGGUGCCCACUUGCACCCGCACGGGCCCCCGCCCCCCUCCCACGCCAAGUGUCACGCGGGGAGUGCGGGGCCCUCGCUCUCGGCGGCAGGGCUGGCCUACCCGGGGGGCUUCCCGCUCCUGCCCCACUUCGAGGAGACUUCGGCCUUCAAGCACGUCGAGCGGGGCCUCCACGCCCGCCUCUCGCCCCCCGCCGCUCGGUACGGUCCUCUCCCCACUGGGGGAGGCGGAGGGGCGUCGGGGCUGCACUUGGAGCGCUUCGCCGCCUUGCCGCCCUUCGAAACCGGCGGUCUGAAGCCCUACUCCUCCUCCUCCGCCGCUGUCGCCGCUUCUGGGGACUGCGCUUUGCCUCCCUUCCUGCCUUUCACCGUCUACAACGGCGAGCUGCUCUACGGCGGGCCCUACUACCCGCUCAAGCUCCACUUCGGCCACCUCCUCAAGUACCCGGACUCGGUCUCCUAUUUCAACGGGGCGGCGGCGGCUGCUGCGGCGGCUGCGGCAGCUGCUGCGGCGGCGGGGCUGAGCCCCUCGGAGCUGGGCCUCGACCGAGAGCUGGCCCUCCACACGCAGCAGCUGUCGGAGAUGGCGGGCGAGAAGAGCCGGGCCCGCUUGGCGGAGGGCCUGCCGCCGUCCUCGGGCCCACCCUCCUCAGGCGUGGGCGGCAAAGCCAAGACGGGCCACCUGUGCCUCUACUGCGGGAAGCUCUACUCGCGCAAGUACGGCCUCAAGAUCCACAUGCGGACGCACACGGGCUACAAGCCGCUCAAGUGCAAGGUCUGCCUGCGGCCCUUCGGCGACCCCAGCAACCUCAACAAGCACAUCCGGCUCCACGCCGAGGGCAACACGCCCUACCGGUGCGAGUUCUGCGGGAAGGUGCUGGUCCGGCGCCGGGACCUGGAGAGGCACGUCAAGUCCCGCCACCCGGGACAGAGCCUGCCCAAAGGGGCCCACGGGGGAGGGGGCGAGGGCGAGGGAGGGGCCGAGGGCGAGGACAGGGCACCCGGCUACGGGCGGCCCCUUCCGCCCCCGGAGCCCAAGACCGACGACAACGAGAGCGACGUCGACGUCUGCUUCACGGACGACCAGAGCGACCAGGACACGGGCGGAAGCAGCAGCGGGGGCGGCAAAGAGCAGCCCUGAGGGCCGGCCUCGGUCUUUCCCUCCCUCCGUCUCCAUAUCAACUUCUUGCAAAGGAACCUUGGGUUGAAGUCCUGUUCAAACCACCUCCGAAUAUUUAUGAAUAUUUUGCUGCCCCCCCCCCCCCCAAUCGAUAGGCACAUCUAUUUGCUAGGACAGUGGUUCUCAACCUGUGGGUCCCCAGGUGAUUUGGCCUACAACUCCCAAAAAUCCCAGCCAGUUUACCAGCUGUUAGGAUUUCUGGGAGAUGUAGGCCAAAACAUCUGGGGACCCACAAGUUGAGAACCACUGUGCUAGGGGAUGACAUUCAGGUCCUGAAAUGGCUUGGGAAAAUGACCCUCUAAGGACCGACUUCUCUUAAGGUUGAUAUUUACACCAGACAUGGGCAAACUUGGGCCCUCCAAGUGUUUUGGACUUCAACUCUGUGAGGGAAUCUGAACUGUUGGGUUCUAAAUAACCCUCAGUUGGGGUGAUUCCACCAUUAUAGAGUCAUAGAAUCAUAGAGUUGGAAGAGACCUCAGGGACCAUCCAGGAAACCCCCUGCCAAAAAGCAGGAAAAUUGCAUUCAAAGAAUCCCCGACAGUUGGCCAUUCAGCCUCUGUUUAAAAGCUUCCAAAGAAGGAGCCUCCACCACACUCCUGGGCAGAGAGUGCCACUGCUGAACGGCUCUCACAGUCAGGAAGUUUUUUCUCAUGUUCAGAUGGAAUCUCCUUUCCUGUAGUUUGAAGCCAUUGUUCUGCAUCCUAGUCUCCAGGGCAGCAGAAAACAAGAUUGCUCCCUCUUCCCUAUCACUUAGCAGAGUCAGAAGCAGCCUUCAUAACCAGCAGAAACUUAAGUGUGGUGAGCCAGGAUCAGCUUCCAUUCAAGAGACUGGCAGAGUCACAACUUUAGGUUCAAAAUAUUUAUUAAAGUAAAAAGAAAUCCAUUCUAGAUACAGAAGGUGUUAGAGCUAACUAGCUUAAAUGAUAAAAAGUCAAAAUAUCCAUGCAGUUGUAUUUUGCCUGGAGAGAGGCAAAAUGCGCCCUCACUAGAAGAAAGGAAAAGGCAGAGAGAGCCAACAAAGGAGGAUGACCACAUGGCCAAACUCAGGGCGAUGAAAAUACCUUUAAAGAGGAAGUUACCUCAUACCUCACAGAGAUUCCAUUUCUACAUCUAGUCUAGCUACUCAUUGAGGACUGGAGACUUGAUGACACAAGAGACUUGUGCAGUCCAGGGAUGAAACACAACAAACUCCCACAAUUCCUAACAGCCUCAGGCCCCUUCCUUUUCUCCCUCAGCCGCUUAAGCGGAAAGGAAAGGGCCUGAGGCAAUUAGGAGUGGUGGGAGCUGAAGUCCAAAACACCUAGAGUGCCAGAGUUUGCUCAUGCCUGAUCUACACUGAUCACUUAGGAUGAUCUGCAAUUGAACCAGCCCCGUGAGUUAAGCAAAGCUGAGGAAAAGGCUGGAUCCUGGAUCAGUUUAAAGACCAACUUUGCAUCAAAGUUAGGGUGGAAUUUUUCAGAACACCUGCUUAAAAUCAUCUCCUAAGAUACAUGAUUAUUUUAUUCACCUGCCUCCAACUCCAUGGCUUCAGACGGAUGGAUGUUUAUUUGGGAAUUCACAAAUCAAUGAAACUCAAAAAGUGUCUAUCUCUGUCCCCUAUCUGUGUUUGCUCGAAAGUAAUAUAUGCUGAAGUUUUCAAAACAUAUGUUAAAUCCAUCUCCUCAUAUUUAUGAUGAUUCAUCUGCUCUCAGCUCCAGAGAGGCACUUCCCUGGGACUUGAACAGUGCGCCCCUCGCCAUCUUGCUCGGAAACAAGGGUUGAAGUUUGCCAAACAUAUUACUACCCUCUUCUACUAUUUAUGUUUAUGCUCCUAUCUCUAAUUGCACACUCCAGAUUGGAAAUAGUUUUGAUACCACUUGAACUGCCAUGGUUCCAUGCUAAGGAAUCCUGGGAAACUAAAGCUUGGGGAGAGGCAACAACACUCUUUGGCAGAGAAGGCAAAAGACCUUCUCAAACCAGCACUCCUGUGAUUCCAUAGCACUGAGUCGUGGCACUUCAAGCGCUCUCAAACGGCAUUGAUUUCUACAGUUUUGAUCAGUCAUGGGCAAAGAUGGGCCCUCCAGGUGUUGUGGACUUCAACUCAAUUCCUAAUAGCCUCAGGCCCCUUCCCUCUUUUCCUUUCCUUUCCUUUCCUUUCCUUUCCUUUCCUUUCCCCUUUCCCCUUUCCCCUUUCCCCUUUCCC